CUGCACACCUGGGGGGUUCACCUGCACACCUGGGGGGGUUCACCUGUACGCCUGGGGGGGUCACCUGCACACCGGGGGGGGUCACCUGCACACAGGGGGUCACCUGUACACCACAGUUAAACCUGAGAAGCUGUCUCACCUGUCGCUCACCUGUCUCUCUGUCUCUCACCUGUUUCAGGUACCUGGAGUUCAGCUCUGUGUCCCUCAAUCGGUCCAAACGGUUCUCAAAUCUGAUCCAUCGCUGCCUCAGCACCGUCCCGUCCCGCCUGUGUGUCCCCUUCAACCCCGCUGAGUUCUGGAGCUGCUACACCUUCCACAACAAGGUGGUAACGCUCUACCUGCGCUGUCUGCCGAAAUCCCAGCAUGCUCUUGUUCUGGAGAGACUAAGAUACGCCAUGCCCAACAACACUGAACUGGGUCUGAGGUUGCUGCAUCAGGAGUGGCAGGAUGGAAACAUGGAGCACCUGAAGUUCCAGGUCCGGAUGCUGAGCAGCCAUUCUCCCAAGUGCCUCGCCUACUGGAACAUAGCGAUAGCUGUGGAGAAGGAGCUGAAGCUAACUUCUGAGGUGCGACGUCUGUAUCAUCAAGCUCUGACCAACCUUCCUCUGUGUGCUGAGCUGUGGAAAGAUGUAAACACACACACACACACACACAGUGACUCACUUCCUGUGUCUCAUUCGAGUCGCAUGUUGAAAAUGUUUUAAACCAAACGUUAAUUGUCUCAAAAGUUUAUAGAGCUUUAUAGGUCUUUAGAGAUGCGAUGGUCUUUAGAGAUGCGAUGGUCUUUAGAGAUGCGAUGGUCUUUAGAGAUGCGAUGGUCUUUGGGGAUGCGAUGGUCUUUAGAGAUGCGAUGGUCUUUAGAGAUGCGAUGGUCUUUGGGGAUGCGAUGGUCUUUAGAGAUGCGAUGGUCUUUAGAGAUGCGAUGGUCUUUAGAGAUGCGAUGGUCUUUAGAGAUGCGAUGGUCUUUGGGGAUGCGAUGGUCUUUAGAGAUGCGAUGGUCUUUGGGGAUGCGAUGGUCUUUAGAGAUGCGAUGGUCUUUAGAGAUGAAAUGGACUUUGGGGAUGCGAUGGUCUUUAGAGAUGCGAUGGUCUUUAGAGAUGCGAUGGUCUUUAGGGAUGCGAUGGUCUUUAGAGAUGCGAUGGUCUUUAGGGAUGCGAUGGUCUUUAGAGAUGUGAUGGUCUUUAGAGAUGCGAUGGUCUUUAGAGAUGAGAUGGUCUUUAGAGAUGAGAUGGUCUUUAGAGAUGAGAUGGUCUUUAGAGAUGAGAU
Notothenia coriiceps (black rockcod) is the source of this 1266-nucleotide messenger RNA. RefSeq names its product zinc finger C3H1-type containing (gene zfc3h1). Gene Ontology annotation, molecular function: protein binding. Gene Ontology annotation, cellular component: nucleus; exosome (RNase complex). Lineage: Eukaryota; Metazoa; Chordata; Actinopteri; Perciformes; Nototheniidae. The annotation marks the transcript as partial. The transcript is spliced from 6 exons. The record is from RefSeq and is a predicted model, not a curated record.